UUCACCUUUGAGCAGGGGCGGACUGACCAUUUAGAAACUCGGGCACUGCCCGAGGGCCCGGGGUCAGUAGGGGGCCCCAUGAGAUGCCCCUGGUACCUUUUUCAUAGGCUUUUCUGAGUUUGGGCAAGGACACAGGGGCCCCAUGAUCCCCUAUUGCCCGGGGGCCCCAUGAGUUGUCAGUCCACCUCUGCCUUUGAGACACAGAAAGGAGCUCUGUGAUGCUUUUGUGCAGUUGCAGUGUUCAGCACAACGCACUAGCAUACUAGUACAGUGUCAGCAGGUGCAU
Staurois parvus is the source of this 286-nucleotide messenger RNA. Lineage: Eukaryota; Metazoa; Chordata; Amphibia; Anura; Ranidae. The record is from the annotation of a GenBank genome assembly.